UGAUUCGAUUUUAAAAUGUGGAAAAAUUAUGUGGCAGCACGUAACCACAGCAAGUAUCAGCAGCUGGUCGGCAGGUCGCUACGCCUCACUCCGCGACGUAGUUAUGCCGAAACAAAGAUUGUGCAUCUGCCCAUGGGUCGUGUGAAGGGUCGCCGACAGUGUGGCAUCUACGGCGAUCCAUUCUACAGCUUUGAGGGCAUUCCAUUCGGCAAACCACCGCUGGGUGAGCUGCGUUUUGCUGCACCAGAGCCUGCAGAGCCGUGGACAGACCAGGAGCUAGACGCGCAACAGGAGCGGGAUAUACCCUUGCAAAUGGAGUACUCAGGAGGCAAGACCAUUGGCAGUGAGGAUUGCCUUUAUUUGAAUGUGUACACCAAGCAUUUUGAUAAAACAAAGCCUCCUCUGCCCGUCAUGGUCUACAUCUAUGGCGGUGCCUUUCGCACUGGCGGUGCCACUCGAAACAAGUACGGUCCGGAUUAUUUAAUGGCCAAGGACAUUGUGUACGUAAUAUUCAACUAUCGACUGUGCGCUCUCGGAUUUCUCAGUCUGCCCAGCAUCGAAUCGAAUGUGCCUGGCAAUGCGGGACUGCACGAUCAACUGCUGGCCCUCAAGUGGAUCAAGCAGCACAUUCAACACUUCAAUGGUGAUGCGGAGAACAUUACGCUCUUUGGCGAGAGUGCUGGGGCUGUGGGCGUGCAUUUUAUGAUGUGCCUGCCGCAGGCCACGUGCCUCUUCCACAAGGCUAUCAUGAUGUCUGGCUCCAUACUGGCUCCCUGGGUACAGAUACCCGAUCGUGCCUGUUUGUACUCCCAAUUGGCACUGUCCGCUGGCUAUGUGGGACCACGCAGGGAGAAGGAUAUGCUGCGGUACCUUCGCUGGUUGGAGGCCAACAAAUUGCUGGAAUAUGCUCACAAUUUCUUCACCUUUCACGAUCGAUGCUUUGGCUUUCUGUAUCCCUUUGUGCCCGGCGUGGAGGAUGCCAAGUGCGAGAGUGGUCUGGUGCAGCAGCCAUAUCUGGAGUUGAUGCGGGAUGCCUGGUCCGUAAAGGUGCCCCUGCUGCUGGGCGGCACCUCCUUCGAGGGCUUGGUCUACUAUCCCUUCUGCAAGCUGAACAAUGGCUUUAUGCUGGAGCUGCUCAAGCAGGAACCAGCGUUGGUGCUGCCCCAUGAGCUGUUCCUCUCGAUGUCCGAUGAGGUGCGUGAGACUAAAGCUAAGGAACUCGUUAAAUAUCACUAUGGACCCCGGGGAAUAACCAAAAACAAUGUGACACAGGUUUUAGAUCUCUUCAGCUACAAACUCUUUUGGCAUGGCCUGCAUCGCGUCGUGCGCUCUCGAUUGGCCCAUGCCCAGGCAUCCACCUAUCUGUACCGCUUCGAUUUUGAUUCUCCGAGCUUCAAUCUAAUGCGUAAUAAAUUAUGCGGCGAUGACAUCAAGCGGGGUGUCUGUCAUGCCGAUGACAUGGGCUAUGUCUUUCACAAGAAGGGCGUACAGAAGCUGCCGCUGGAUUCUGCUGAAUACCUCACGAUACAAAGAAUGGUGGGCAUUCUGACAGCCUUUGCUCAGACUGGAGAUCCCAACUGUUGUGAAACGGAGGGAGAGGACUGGUCACCAGUCACCACAAAGUUGCCCUAUAGGGCUUUGAAUAUAGGCCAUGAGCUGGAGUUUAUAACGCAGUACGAAAAGGAUGGCCUGGAAGUGUGGAAUCGUUUGUAUGAUAAUGAAAUUACACUUUAUGGUAGCACCGUCCGUCGCAAUAUGAACAAGAACCUCGGCUUUGUGGAGCGCCUCCGAUGGCGCCUCAAAACCAUCGAGCAUAAACUUCAGCAGUAUCGUCAGACCACCAAUGAGACCAUUGUUGCCGACACCGAGUAUGGUAAAGUGAGGGGCCUGAAGCGUCUGUCCAUGUACGAUGUGCCCUACUUCAGCUUCGAGGGCAUACCCUAUGCCCAGCCACCCGUUGGUGAGCUGCGUUUCAGGGCACCACAGCGACCCACCCCAUGGGAGGGGGAAAGGGAUUGUAGUCAGGCCAGGGAUAAGUCCGUCCAGGUGCAAUUUGUUUUCGAUAAGGUCGAGGGCUCUGAGGAUUGCCUGUAUUUGAAUGUCUAUACGAAUAAUGUGAACCCCGGUAAGCCACGUCCUGUUAUGGUUUGGAUACAUGGCGGUGGCUUCAUCAUUGGCGAGGCCAAUAGGGAAUGGUAUGGUCCGGACUAUCUAAUCAAGGAAGAUGUUGUGCUGGUCACCAUACAAUAUCGUCUGGGAGCCUUGGGUUUCCUUAGUUUAAAGUCCCCUGAGCUGAAUGUGCCUGGCAAUGCGGGCCUCAAGGAUCAGGUGUUGGCCCUCAAAUGGAUCAAAAAUAAUUGCGCCAACUUUGGUGGCGAUCCCAAUUGCAUCACUGUGUUUGGAGAGAGUGCCGGAGGUGCGUCCACCCACUAUAUGAUGAUCACCGAUCAAACGCAGGGCCUUUUCCAACGCGGCAUCCUGCAGUCGGGCAGUGCCAUCGCACCAUGGGCCUACAAUGGCGACAUCACCCAUAAUCCCUAUAGAAUAGCAAAACUGGCUGGCUACAAAGGCGAGGAUAAGGACAAGGAGGUGCUGGAGUUUUUGCAGAAUGUCAAGGCCAAAGAUUUGAUACGUGUGGAGGAGAAUGUACUCACGUUGGAGGAUCGUAUGAAUAAGAUUAUGUUUGCCUUUGGACCAUCGCUGGAGCCGUAUGUAACCGCCGAUUGUGUGGUGCCCAAGGCGCCCAUCGAAAUGAUGAAGACCGCCUGGAGCAAUAGCAUACCCAUGCUGAUAGGAAAUACUUCUUACGAGGGUCUCCUGUGGCUGCCAGAGGUUAAAAUGCUGCCACAAACUGUGCAGCAAGUGGAUGCUGGUGCGCCCUUUAUACCACGUGAAUUGCUUGCCACGGAGCCCGCGAAAGAAAAGAUUGAGCUGUGGAGCUCCAAAAUACGAGAUGCACAUCGCACUGGGGAUGCUGCCAGCGCUGAUAACUAUAUGGAUUUGUGUUCCAUCUAUUACUUUGUCUUUCCUGCGCUGCGUGUCGUUCACUCGCGUCAUGCCCAUGCCGCUGGCGCUCCUGUGUACUUUUAUCGCUAUGAUUUCGAUUCCGAAGAGAUCAUAUUCCCCUAUAGGCUUAUGCGCAUGGGUCGUGGCGUCAAGGGUGUGAGCCAUGCCGAUGAAUUGGGCUAUCAGUUCAGCAGUCUGCUGGCCCGUCGUCUGCCCAAGGACAGCAGGGAAUACCGAAACAUAGAGCGAACUGUUGGCAUAUGGACACAGUUUGCGGCAACGGGUAAUCCGUAUAGUGAGAAGAUCAAUGGCAUGGAUACGCUCACAUGGGAUCCAGUGCGCAAAUCCGAUGAGGUCUUCAAGUGUCUAAAUAUUAGCGAUGAACUUAAGAGCAUUGAAUUGCCCGAGUGGCCCAAACUUAAGGUGUGGCAGAGCCUUUACGCGGACAAUAAGGAGCUGCUCUUCUGAGCAGCGAGUCCCAGUGCAGAGGGGUAUAUCUUAUAGCACGUUUAGUAUCUGGUAUGGACAGAUAUAAAAAUAUAGUUAAAUGGAAUGUGGCACAAUCCUUAAAGUUAA
Messenger RNA from Drosophila obscura, 3582 nucleotides. RefSeq lists its product as uncharacterized. The record is from RefSeq and is a predicted model, not a curated record. The coding region runs from base 16 to 3474 and encodes 1152 amino acids. The transcript is spliced from 9 exons. Lineage: Eukaryota; Metazoa; Arthropoda; Insecta; Diptera; Drosophilidae.